AUGCUAUUAGAUGACUCUAUCAGGAUGAAGAUGGAUGGUGUAGCUGCCUUGAAGGAAGACUGGGUUGCGAAGUUGGAUGAUGCUCUCUACGUGAUGAACUCGAGAAGUUUAGAGUCCGAUGAGAACGGCAAUUCGGUGUCUCCCUUUGAGCUAAUGUUCGCUAGGCCGUUGCGCCAAAGCACCAAUGCGGUAUUGGAGAGAUUCAAUAACGAGAAGCCUUUUCGACUACUGCGGGGUGCGCAACCUUUGAAAGAAAAGGUGCACAAACCAACAGUAGAAGAAGCCUCUAGAGCCUCCAAGGAAAACCGAACACUGCUUACGAGCAGGUUCGAGAGAACUUGGGAGGAUAUGAGAGAGAAGUCUCGUCAAGAAUUGAUAAGAGCAGCGUCGAAGCUACCGGUCCAGAAGAUUGUCGUUGGUGAUUGGGUGUGGAUAAGUAAACCCAAGCAACAUAAGUUGGAUAUUCCUUGGCAAGGCCCCUAUAAAGUUGAGCAAGUUCAAGGAGUAUCUGUGGUUGUUAACGCCAAAGGCAAGAAGAUGACAGAUA
This is a messenger RNA of Perkinsus marinus ATCC 50983, 547 nucleotides long. RefSeq lists its product as hypothetical. Lineage: Eukaryota; Perkinsozoa; Perkinsida; Perkinsidae. The record is from RefSeq and is a predicted model, not a curated record. The annotation marks the transcript as partial. The transcript has a single exon.